Molecule: messenger RNA, 3759 nt
Organism: Penicillium nucicola
Lineage: Eukaryota; Fungi; Ascomycota; Eurotiomycetes; Eurotiales; Aspergillaceae
Exons: 2
Coding region: 1-3759 (1252 amino acids)
Biological process (GO): telomere maintenance
Cellular component (GO): chromosome, telomeric region
Molecular function (GO): DNA binding
Source: RefSeq, a predicted model, not a curated record
AUGGACGCGAUCGAACAAUCUGCACCGAAUGCGCUGGCGCAUCUGACACAGGUCCCAAUCGCCCAGCUUUCUCCAGACCUUGCGCAACCAAGCGAAAAAUUCAUUGUUGCUGUUGUCACGCUCAUUUGGCCCUACUCGUCCUCGAACAAGUCUCUGAGCCUUUUGUUGGCAGAGCCAGAUGCCCGCCUACGACGACCGAACGGACAAGUAAAAGCCACAUUUCAUGGACGCGUCGCGCAGGAGAUUGCAGAAUCGCAUGUUGGAAUAAGGGAUACGGUUCAUCUUUCUUUGGCAAAUUCCAGGUUUGUUAGCCAUGAAGCCGUCACACAGACACCCGGGAGAUCUGCCGUGUGGGAUGCACACUUUGAAGAUGCUGUGCUGCUCGAGCCGACUGUGCCAACUCCUGUCGACUUCGCACCUCCGUCGACCCCCGUUCGCCAAACAGCCAAGCAUGGAUUGGAUACAGCGCCUGAUACAGGAUCUUGGGGAUCACCGGCAUUUAUGCGAUCUACGUGGAGCUCAUAUGGAGGAGUUAUCGAUACGUCGCGUGACCUUUUUACGGAAGACGAUGGUUUUGUGCCCGGGAAAGGAAGGAAACGCCCGCGGUACAGCUUGCAAAGGGAGGAUUGGCGGCUGAUUGACGAGUCUGAGAGCUCAGUCGACAAAGAGGUUCCAGUGGAUUGGUGGGAACAGACUGUAAAUCAAGAACUUGACGCGGAGGAUACGGAGGAUGCGAACGGUCAACCUUCCGAUGAGCCCAUGGCAAAUGCUGCACCUCCAUUCAACUCCGAGAAUGCACCCCAGAAGCCCUUGCCGGUGUUUGCGAAGCCUUCUCUUGAACUGACCGAUACCAUUCUUGAAAGGCGUGCAGCCGAGUCAAGCAACAAAGACACUCAGACAUCAGUUUAUGUCCCUGGCCCAGGGCCUCUAGGCGUUCAUCUUCCGACCGACACACCACAAAUUCGACCUAUUCCGUCCCCUGGGCUUCCAAUUCCCUCGCCGCUGGUAUCAAACCACGCCAAUUCCAACGGAUAUUUCACAUCAUGGUCUACGCCUACCCAACUCGAUGAGAUUCGUCCGAUUUCUCCGGAAACCACUAUUAUUGGAUCACCACAUGAAUCAGCUAUUGAGACUCCGGCGAUCCACAAGAUUAAUGUGACGGACGAGACUCCUGUCAUCGAAUCUCUCAAUCCAUCUGUGAUGGCACCGGUCGAGUCAACUGUUGCGUCUCUUCAGACGGAGCCUGCUCUUGAUACUGAAUCUCUCCUUCAUGGCAUUGUGGUAUUGCCCAACGAAUCAGAAGAUCUACCGAACGAAUUCAAAGCCGGGACGGCCGAUCCUCCGUCAAUUAUCGAUGAGCCAAGCAUUGCUCAGGGUGACGUUGAGAUUGGAAAGGCCGACGAAGCUGAAAAGUCAAAUCAAGAUCACCCCAACGAACUGCUGUCCUUGGAGGAUCGUGAUAGUCAACUGGGGGAUGGAGACAUUCAACACGAUGUGCAGGCUGCUCAGCCUGAACGCGAGAUUGAUAAUGAGGAAGACUCCGUGUCAGAUCUAGAAAAUGAGGUUCAGUCAAGUGGUCAACCUCAUUCCUUAUCUGCCGUGGAUGCAGAUAAAAUGGAUGGAAUUGAACCUACUGCAAAUCCUCCCGAGGAUCUCGAAAGUGUAGACGAAGUUGAUGGUUCAAUUGAGGCUUUGAAUGUGCCUCCUCGCCCACGAAGUGAAAACUACGAUGAGGAAGAAGAUGCAGUGGUUGGGGGAGAAGAGCAGUAUGACGAAGAAGCCGACGAUUAUGAAUCACAAUACAACUACGAUGACGAGGAGGAUCACCAUGUACCCCAUUUAGGUACGCGACCAGAACAAGAGGAGUUUAGCGACGAUGAAUCCGAUGUCGAAAAUUCCACCGACGAUGGGUCAGAACAAGAACAGACCUUUCCCUCGCGCCCGGAGACACAAGAAGUAAUCGUACUGGACAGCGACAGCGAAGAUGAAACUGCGCCUACACAUCCGGCUCUCUCAACCUUUCAGGUGUCUGACGAAGACGACCGUUCGCAAAGUCCUGGUUCUGAUCAGUAUGUACAGCGAGAUGUUGAUAGAGCGGAGAGCGACGAGGAAUCCUCCAACAGCGACCAGAAUGAGAAGAUCGACGAAAGAAACACAUAUAAAUCCGAUGACCAAGAUGAUCGAGUGCAUGACAGCGAUAAGGCUAGCGAAUCACCACUUGAUACAAUGUCGGGAGACGAAGAUGCUCCAGAAAAUGAACAAGACAUGGCGUCGGUUGAUCUGGUACAGGAUGAUAUUUUGCUGGCAGAGUUGGAGUACAAUGAGCAAGAUGAAGACUCUGAUUCAAUAGCUAGCGUUGAGUCACAGGUAGGACCGGUUGCAGCUCAAGAUUCCGAUGAGGACCAGCAGCCUGAUGUGGAAGAGCCUGCUCAUAAUCAUCCAAGUGUGUCUGAAGUGUCUGAAGCUAUUGAUCAUGGAAUAUCCGUGGAUCAAGAGAAUUUGGAAGAUUCAGUCGUACUCACCGACACCGACAAGAUUGAUACCUUCUUCAAUGUCGAUGGGCCGUCUGAUUCGCAUGUGUCUCCUUCUCUUGAGGAAGAUGCAGCCGAGUCAGUGUUGGCGCAAGAACAGCCCAUCGAACUUCCUGAGAUCACCGACCUCGAUACGAAGAUUGAGCCUGUAGCACCAGGAGUCAUGGCUUCUCUUUCCGGGCAACAACUUCCAACCCCAGACCCUACUCAACAAUCUGCAUUGUCUGAUCAGCGUGGCGAGCCCAAGGUAUCCCCAACAGGAGAACAGGAUGAACCCAUGGAACUCGAUAGAGGUUUCCCGUAUAUGCGAGCAGCCGGUUCACUCCAUCCAGAAAGUAUUGAAGCAGUUCCUGAGCCAGAGAACGUACACGAUGUCCAGAAAGAAAAGUACGGUCUCGACGGUGCCACAGAACAUCCCGACGAUCGUCGGCCCUUGGAGGUCGUCGUCAGCACUGAAGCUCCCGAAAUGGCAAAAGAGCUCGCGACAGAGCCGCCACUUCCAAAUCCCAAUCGCAAUGCCACCGGGCUACGCAGCAAAUAUUCCUACUUCGCUCCGCUUGCCACACUCAUCGAUCACUACAAUGCUUUAGUAGACACAAUCUCAAUCGUCAACGAAGUCUCCCCAAUCGCAAAGGCCAAAACAGGCUCAAAGGAUUGGUUCAUGACCAUCCAGCUAACAGACCCCUCCAUGGCUGGAACGACUCUCCAAGCUCAAAUCUUCCGGCGCUACAAAUCCACCUUCCCAUCAUUAGUUGAAGGCAACGCUGUUCUACUAAGGGACUUCAAAGUCCGAAGCUUCAAUCACGCCGUGAUGAUCGUAAGUGCCGAAACUAGCGCCUGGGCCGUCUUUGACGGAUCAAGUCAAGAGGCACAGAUCAAGGGACCGCCUGUUGAAUAUGGCCCAGAGGAAACUAAAUAUGCCGCAGACUUGCGUCGGUGGUAUACGGACAUGGGAUUGGCUCAUGUUGCAGAUCAUCAGCUUCAAGCCUCGAUUGAGAGAGAAAGCAUAGAUCGUGAAAUGUCGGUUACUUCUCAGCCAUUGAGUGAGUCCGGAAGUCCGGAUUCUACUCGCAGUUCGAGACGCUCUCGCAGAGGACGACAGAGUGGUCGUGUUACUAUUCAUUCGCUGCGGGAUGGUACUCGAUACAUUGAGGUUGGGUCUCCGAAUAGUCGAGGCAGUGAUAGCAUUCACGAGUUGCGGGAUGGAACUGUGUAUUCCAACCCAUGA